Molecule: messenger RNA, 413 nt
Organism: Wasmannia auropunctata (little fire ant)
Lineage: Eukaryota; Metazoa; Arthropoda; Insecta; Hymenoptera; Formicidae
Gene: bsf
Product: leucine-rich PPR motif-containing protein, mitochondrial-like
Exons: 1
Source: RefSeq, a predicted model, not a curated record
UUAAACGUGUCGAUUCAGAAUAUUAUUAGGUACGCGAACGAUUUUGUUGAUUCCAGCUGCAGCCGACAAGCAUUGACCGAUGUAGGGCAGAUCGGUUUGAAGCUGGGUAGAGAGAAACUGUGCUUCGCGAUAUUCGAGGCGAUGAGAUGUAAAGGUAUCGAGAUACGACCACAUUUCUAUUGGCCUUUACUAAUAGCGUCCCGCAAUAAGGGAGAGGCUAAGAUAUAUUCACUCCUGAAAUCUAUGACGGACGCCGAUGUAGAAAUGGAUUUUGAUACGCUGCUUCAUUACGUAUAUCCAUACAUAAAUACUGCGAGACCGAUUGACACUUUACAGAGACUUCAGCUGUGUAACAUACCAAAAGUUAUCAUGUUUACGCCUCUAUUAUCUUUUUUGUUGCAGCACAAUCGGUU